Molecule: messenger RNA, 1649 nt
Organism: Styela clava
Lineage: Eukaryota; Metazoa; Chordata; Ascidiacea; Stolidobranchia; Styelidae
Product: dynein axonemal assembly factor 11-like
Biological process (GO): outer dynein arm assembly
Cellular component (GO): cytoplasm
Molecular function (GO): protein binding
Source: RefSeq, a predicted model, not a curated record
UUAUGAAUUCUUUUAGAGCUGAGCUGAUUUAGGUGUCGUUUUAAAUUCAAUCUAACUCUUUGAAAAAUAUUUGGCUGGAUAUAGCAUUAUGGUUCGAAUAACGGAACAGUUGAUUCGAAAAAGAGCGGAGCAUAAUGAAUGUGAGAUAUAUACUCUGGAAGAAAUAUCUCUUCAUCAGCAAGACAUUGAAAAAAUUGAAUAUUUAGACAAAUGGUGUAAAGAUUUGAAGAUAUUGUAUCUCCAGAGCAAUCUCAUUGAUAAAAUUGAAAAUGUUGGAAAAUUAAAGAAAUUGGAAUACCUGAAUUUAGCUUUGAAUAAUGUUGCGAAGAUUGAGAACAUGCAAGGAUGCGAGUCAUUACAAAAACUAGAUUUAACUUUGAAUUUUGUUAGCGAAGUUACAACAAUUGAAUCGCUACGCUCAAACUAUUUUUUAGAAGAAAUUUAUCUCACAGGGAAUCCGUGUGUCAAUUUUGAAGGUUACAGACAAUACGUUAUUGCGGCAUUACCUCAGUUGCAAAGACUCGAUGGCCAAACAAUUGAAAAAUCUGAAAGAAUUCAAGCGUGUCAGGAUUUUGAUUCUAUUCGACUGAAAAUAUUACAGCAACAAAAAGAAUACGAAUCAAAAAAAACUGAUGAUGAAAAACAAUCGCAAAGCUCUGGAAAUGAUGCAGAAUCUAAGUCAGAAGAUAAUGAUAAAACAGAAGAAGAAAAUGCUGAUUUUUGGAACAGUAAAUGUGACUAUACCCCAGAAAGUAGAAAAGAAAUGCAUUCAAAAAUGAAAGAAAACCGUGAAAAGAAAUCAAAACCAAUGUUUGAAAAACCAGAAUUUAAACGGACGAGACGAUAUUUUAACGAUGCAGGUGAUCCAAUGAACAUUAAUGAAGGCAAAGUUGAUUUUUCUCUGACUGAAACAGAAGAUGAUUCAGCGUUUGUAUUGGACGUCGCUUGUUUUAAAUAUCUUGAUACGUCACUAAUUGAUGUCGACGUUCAACCAAAAUACGUCAAGGUCACCUUGAAAAGUGAUGUUUUGCAGCUGGUGUUGCAAGAUGAAGUUUUGACAGAUAAAUCCACAGCUCAGCGAUCACAGACCACUGGCCACCUAGUGGUCACUAUGCCUAAAUUGAACCCCCCACCAAAACCGAUUCAAACAACAAAUAAACCCGAUACAAAAUUGAAGAAAAAUUCAUCUAAAAAUGUAAAAGAUAAUAAAAAGACCAAAAAUAUUGAGACGUUAGAAUAUGACUCUUCCAAAUCUAUGCAAAAUACUCUUGCCAAUAUAACAAAAGAGGAAAAACAUCAAUCGAAAGGGCCGUUAACUUUGAAAAGCAAGAAGAAACUGGUUAAUAAGGAACAGAUGAUUCAAAGUGAUGAUUUUAUCGACAACCCAGAUGUUCCGCCACUUAUAUGAAUAUUGCUGUGUGAGACACUGAAGAGGAAAACCAAUAAGGCAGCUAAAUAUUCAUUUAUCCGACCACCUUAUAUCCAACAUUGUUCCAAAGUGAUGUAAAAUGGUGUUUUAGUAAUUAGAAAUCAGCUUUCAUAAAUUAAAUGAGAGUCUUUGUAGUAAUAUUGUUAGAUUUCAAUUGUUUGAAAUAAUAAUUUUUCAAAUGAAACAAUUCCAGAUUUUUCGUAUACUCAAUAUAAUAUGA